Molecule: messenger RNA, 4654 nt
Organism: Eleginops maclovinus (Patagonian blennie)
Lineage: Eukaryota; Metazoa; Chordata; Actinopteri; Perciformes; Eleginopidae
Gene: sppl3
Product: signal peptide peptidase 3
Exons: 11
Coding region: 516-1670 (384 amino acids)
Biological process (GO): membrane protein proteolysis
Cellular component (GO): lumenal side of endoplasmic reticulum membrane; Golgi-associated vesicle membrane; cytoplasmic side of endoplasmic reticulum membrane
Molecular function (GO): aspartic endopeptidase activity, intramembrane cleaving
Source: RefSeq, a predicted model, not a curated record
AAAGCGUUUCAGUGCACGUCCUACUUGUAAAGCUCUACGGCAGGGCGAUUUUGCGCGUUCCCGUGACUCCUCGCCAUAGAAAACAAAGCUGAACGUCUUCCAUAACAGCUAGGGGUGCAGAGUUGAGGAAUAUCUGAAAUUAACCUGGAUACAUCGUGCUGAAUAUGGAUAUACAGUGGGUGUAGCAUCGUUGGAAACCGAGCCUUCUCGGCUGGGGUGACGGCAGGACAUUAAGCGAGACUGACGAAAAUAACAUCAGUGUUUUUUUUUUCUCGGGGUGCUUUGUCUUGUCCACCUAACGAUAGCAAACCAUCAUUCCCAUUUCAAUUGCAAGAUAUUCAGCUAGUGACUACUAGCUGUCGCCGGGAUGUAUCAUUAUGUUGUCACCUAAAAGGAACUGCUAGGACGUUGGAUUGUGAAGGAUAAGCAGAAAACCUCUCCGAGGUCCCAUCGGGUUGUCACCGGGACCUGAAUCUGUGUUAGCCACAGUCGCGGAACCCACUGUUUUCGGCGAUAUGGCGGAGCAGGGCUACUCAUCUUGGGCAUACUCCCUAGUGGACUCCAGCCAGGUGUCCACCUUCCUCAUCUCCAUCCUCCUCAUCGUCUAUGGCAGCUUCAGGUCAUUAAACAUGGAUUGUGAAAACCAGGAGAAGGAUAAAGAUGGGAACCCGACAACGGGGGGUUUUAAUAACAGCAACACAAACAACAGUGAGUGUUAUAUACAAGGUAUUCAGACUAUAGACUCCACACAGGCCCUGUUCCUGCCCAUAGGAGCCUCAGUGUCUCUGCUAGUCAUGUUCUUCUUCUUUGACUCGGUACAGGUGGUCUUUACCAUCUGCACUGCAGUUCUUGCAACAAUUGCAUUUGCAUUCCUCUUGUUGCCAAUGUGCCAGUAUCUGACCAGACCAUGUGCCCCACAGAACAAGAUUUCCUUUGGCUGCUGUGGGCGUUUCACUCUGGCUGAGCUCCUGUCCUUUUCCCUCUCUGUUCUCCUGGUGCUCAUCUGGGUACUGACUGGACACUGGCUCCUCAUGGACGCUCUAGCUAUGGGCUUAUGUGUCGCCAUGAUAGCCUUCGUGCGGCUUCCCAGUCUGAAAGUUUCCUGCCUGCUGCUGUCAGGACUGCUCAUUUAUGACGUGUUCUGGGUGUUCUUCUCAGCCUACAUCUUCAAUAGUAAUGUGAUGGUCAAAGUUGCCACCCAACCUGCUGAAAAUCCCAUAGAUGUUCUCUCCAGGAAGCUCCACUUGGGACCUGGGAUGGGCCGAGACGUUCCCCGUCUCUCCUUACCUGGAAAACUGGUCUUUCCCAGCUCCACAGGAAGUCACUUCUCAAUGCUGGGAAUCGGAGACAUCGUGAUGCCGGGGCUGCUGUUGUGCUUCGUCCUGCGCUAUGACAACUACAAGAAGCAAGCCAAUGGAGAAGUCCCAAUCUCCGGACGCAUGCAGCGCGUCUCCUAUUUCCACUGCACUCUAAUCGGAUACUUUGUGGGUCUGCUGACUGCCACUGUGGCCUCCAGGAUCCAUCGUGCUGCUCAGCCCGCUCUGCUAUACCUGGUGCCCUUCACCCUACUGCCUCUGCUCACUAUGGCCUACCUGAAGGGGGAUCUGCGGCGCAUGUGGUCCGAGCCCUUCCACACCAAGACCAGCAGCUCCCGCUUCCUGGAGGUAUGAUGCACCCUGGGAAUACCGACCAGUGCGGGGAGGACUGCGGAUCCUUUACCUUUUUAUUAGAGGGAAGGAGAGAGGGCGCACUCACAGUGAGGCCAUGUUGUCAUCACUUGUUCAUGCUUUCUGCCAAUCUUCUGUGAAAACCCUCAGAAGGACAGCAGUGUGUGGAUCACAACGCCCCAACACGACUCAUCUUUGGUCCCUACAUCCUCCCCUGUUUCAUCUCCGCUUCCUCUUUUCUGUUUAUUUCCUGUUCAUUAUAGCACAUCCUGCCUGCACUGUGUUUGUUCUGCCCCCUUCCCUCUCUUCAUUCCUUUUUUCUCUUCUCUAUAGUUAGUCUCAUUUUGCCACUUCCCUCCAAAGGCCUCGUUCCAUUCGUCAGGCCUCUUGUCUCUCUCUGCGUUUUCCUACCUUUCUCUCUGCGUCUCUAAUUUUCUCUGCAUCUCUGUUUGACACCGACUCAGAUGAACUCGAGGGCCAGGCCUCCCCCUUUUUGUGGACUUAGGGUUGUGAGACAUGGCUGGGGUUUAUAUCUAUUUUUUUAGCAUUGUCGUGGUCAUUAUUAUUAUUAAUAUUAUUAUUAUGGAACGAUUUAAACAAACGGAGAAGAGGCGGAGUGUUGCAGUGGCACAGGACGUUGCUCGGGAGCAGCAACACAGUGAAGGAGAAGAGUCUUCCCCCUCCAUCCGUCACCCCCCCCUUCCCGCCCCCUGCUUUUCUCAUCUGUCCCAUCAUCCCACCACACCACAAUGGCUUCUUCCCAGCGCUCCCUGACACUCCUGCGAGCCCCGCCCUCCUCCUCUCUGUCCAUCUGCUGUCCCCAUUCCCCGCCCUCACAGAUAACUAUGUAUUUUAUUUAGAAAAGUUUUAUUCUUGGCAUAUACAGAAAUGAUGCAUUAUAAAUUGUUAAGCUGCCCCCAGCGUUUGAGGGGCUGCUUCUAUUUGUAUAUAUGUGUAUUUGCGGUAUUUUGAGUUUGUAUUUGUGUUCGGGAGCAUGUUGAACAGUGUGGGAAACUGACAUCAGCCAACAGCCGAAUAUUGGUGAAUUCUGUCGGCCAGUUGUCAAGUUGACUGGUGAGCAUCCAUCAUUUAGAGGUUGUUUUCUAAAGUUCGUUGGCUUGUGUUAUAGAAACAUAGCUGAUGGAUCUUUGGUUAGAAAAAAAUGGCUGGUUGAUGACAAACUUAGUUUCCUGUGUGUGUGUGUGUGUGUGUGUGUGUGUGUGUGUGUGUGUGUGUGUGUGUGUGUGUGUGUGUGUGUGUGUGUGUGUGUGUGUGUGUGUGUGUGUGUGUGUGUGUGUGUGUGUGUGUGUGUGUGUGUGUGUGUGUGUGUGUGUGUGUGUGUGUGUGUGUGUGUGUGUGUGUGUGUGUGUGUGUGUGUGUGUGUGUGUGUGUGUGUGUGUGGAGUGAAUGAUUGUUUUACUUGCUUUUAAUUUGAUUCAUGAAAUGUUAAAAAAAACAAUGACAAUAGUCAGGUUUCCAUUGAGCUGGGCGUGUUGGAGCAAACGUUGUCAUGAACACAUGACAAAUGGAAACGGUUUGUGUCUAAUGUACAAAUUUACAAAAACUCCACAGGGGUCCAUUUUCUUUUUAACUGUCCUUCUGCGGACAGAUGGAAAUGUAAGCAGUGUUUGGUUUUUUUUCAAAUAAAUGAAUGUUGAAUUAAUUUUAAGGUAUGCUAUGUUACUUUUUAUCAUGGAACAACACCGUACAUCAUGCUGGGUUUUCUACCGAAUUUCUUUUGUGCACAACCUAAAUCUACACGUAUUUAAGGCCACGUUAACACUAAAAGCAUCUUAUUUAAGACAAGUAUAAUGUCCGAGCAUGAUGAUAUGAGAUCACUUUUUAUACGUUUUGACAAGUGGAACAGCACAACAGCACAUUUUACCUGAACUUCACCUCAGUUGAUGAACACCUGACUAUUGUGAAAGUUUGGACUCAAAGCCUGAAGAUGAGGGUUAAGUGUGUGUGAGUGUGUGUCAUCAUCACAUUAUAAAGUCUGUAUGGAUUUAGGGAGGGGAGAAAAUCAGUCAUGCCCCUCAGAAAUCCAAAAUGGAUAAAAGAAAAUAACUCAUAGGAUGUUUUUCUGUCACUCUUUGGUCCCUGACAGUCUUACAAUCUUUUUUAUUGUCCUUCCACUUUUUUGUGGUGCUUGUCAGUUAAUAUCUAAUGUAUACUGGAAAAAGUGUGAGUGAUCACACGGCAGGAAGUCGAAGAGACCUACGGACGACGCAGUUUGCUGGCUUUUUGUUUUCUUUUUUUACUUUUUUAUGCUAUCUGGCCGUGCAUGUUAUGUGUACAGUGUAUAAUUUUUCAGACUGCAUCGACUGGGCUACAGCAGUUUUGAGUCUCUGCUGGCCCACACCAAGGCACUGGACCUAUGAGCUGAGCUGGCCUACAAACAGCCGCGUCAGUGGGUGGGACAAAAGCUGCAGGUCAGAAAGACUGCCAGGGUCAGCGCUGACUGGUUCUCUGAAGCUGAAUAUGAAUAUGACCUGAACGCUGUCAGGUUGGGAUGUCUAAACAUGGACAUCAUGGAACCACAAGCCCCCUUCUCCCCUUCAUGGACAUGGCAAGGAAAUAUAUAGAUUUAUAUACAUAUAUAUACAUAUAUAUGUGUGUAUAUGUACAUACAUAAAUAACUGAUGACGAUCAUGGUGACAACAAAAAUGUUUUUUUUAUAUAGAAAUUGGAUUUCUUUUUACCCCCCCUUGUUUGUAUUUGUUUUUCUUUAGUGCUUUAGUUUUAUGUUUUAUUUCCACCUCUCCUCCCCUCUGGCAGAGUACUCAAGCUCUGUUGGUGCGUUGAUAUUACAGCUGAAUGGAUUCUGUAUAGAAAAAUGGUGAAUAAAUAAAUUAAGAACUGUGUAGUGAAACAUGAAUCCUGAAGCGCUUCAUCUAAAACACUUUGUCUCCUUUUAACCCGCUCCCUCUGACCCUUUUUCCCCUUGUUCAGGAUUCUGCUGUAAAUAAACAUGACUCUAACUGUAA